Nerophis lumbriciformis (worm pipefish) is the source of this 1992-nucleotide messenger RNA. It is a transcript of the gene hrob, whose product is annotated as homologous recombination factor with OB-fold. The record is from RefSeq and is a predicted model, not a curated record. Gene Ontology annotation, biological process: recombinational repair. Lineage: Eukaryota; Metazoa; Chordata; Actinopteri; Syngnathiformes; Syngnathidae.
ACGUCUUCACGUUUGAACGUGAGUCGCGGGAUCAAGCAGCUGCGAGUCCUUACAGCAACACUGACAACUUAGUGAUAGAAAACACACGUUUAAGAGACAACACCAAAUGUUAUCGUCAUUGGACGGCUUUAGACGUGUUGUUGGAUUGUAAUGACCGUUCGCACUGAUGGUGAAUUCUCAUGCCCGCCAUGAGCUGCAAAUUAAGUGGGCUUUUCAGCAUUGGUGAGGACUUUGACGAUGAGGACCUGCUGGCGUCAGAGUGGGCUGUCCGACCCCCAACCACCCCGUGUGCCCUCUCUGAGGGCCUCAGAGAGUCUGGUACAAACCUCCAGCCAAGCAGAGCGAGUCCAGCGUCCCUCCGUCCUUGCUCGGCAUCAAGCGCCUCCUCAGAAACUGUUGCUCCGAGUUUGAGGAAGCUCUCCUCCAUCGUCGAGGCUCGCCCCCCCAAUUCACAUGCACCUGAGCCCCACUCGGCACUGGGCUGGGGGGCGCACCAGAAUCCCCCCGUGGUCCAGGAUGACUUUGAUGAUUGGGAUGUAGACCUGGCAGAUUUGGAGGAGUGUGAUCGUCAAGUGGGGUCCUUGGCACCAGUCCCCAUAGUCCAAACGCUGCGGCCUCUAACCAUUGGAGGGACCCAAAGAAUGCCAAUCUCGACAUCUAGUCCAAGUGUAGCCCCUCUGUACCACCGCCCUGUCCUUCCACAGAGUCCUACAGUUUUCCCGGGUCUCACUGUGUCCUCGCCUGGCCCCAUCCACCCUUCCAGGACCCUCAACAAGCCUCAUCAGGCAGCGUGGAACACCCCAGGAACUUUCUCCCGCCCGGCCUUGCCGCAGAGUCCUGCUGUUUUCCCGGGUCUCACUGUGUCCUCGCCUUCCCCCAGCCCUCUUCCCAGGACCUUCAACAGGCCUCAUCACGCAGCCACCCCGAGACCCUCCCCGGCCCGCAGCCUCUUUGAAACGGUUUCUUCGCUGUCCCCUGCCUUCAGCCCACACCCCCUCAGCACGCCGGUCCUCACCAAUCGCCUGGUCCAGCUGGUGUCCGCCUCCAGCAAGGUGUUCAGGAAGAGGCCUCGCUCCGAGCCACACCAGCCCAGAACGCGACGCUUUCCGGGCCCCGCGGGACUUCUUCCAGAGCAGCCACACGGUCAAAGUCUGGAUGAGGUUGUCGUGUCUGUUCCUCAAACUCCCGCUCACGGCGUGAAGGCCCGCCUUCCAGACCACGUUGACAGCUCGCAGACGGAGGAGGAGGAGUUCAGUGGCGGUGCCUGGGCGGCGAUGAAGGCCGAGACGGGCUUGGACGAGCGGAACCCGUCGUGCUUCCUGAGCUCCUACAGCGUGGUCAUGGUGCUCCGCAAGGCCGCGCUGAAGCAGCUCGCCAAGAACAAGGUUCCGAACAUGGCGGUGCUGCUGAAGAACAUCAACCACACGCACACCGACGCCAAGGCGGUGUUCAGAGAUCCGACAGGCGAGAUGCAGGGCACAGUGCACCGCCGCCUCCUGGAGGACCGCUUGGGAGAGCUUAAGGUCGGCGCCGUGCUGCUGCUGAAACGAGUGAGCGUGUUCUCGCCCUCGCAUCGCAACCAUUACCUCAACGUGACGCCCAACAACCUGCUCAGGAUUUACCCUCCCGACGGGGCCGUCACCCCGCUCCCCCCGCUGGUGCUGGAGCCGACGACGUUGUCCCCCGGUGUCCCCCAGCAGCACAUGUCUGGCAUGCAGCUGGUGUUUGACGAGGAGGACGAGGAGGGAGGUGGAGGACAAGCUCAAAUACAAAGUGUCCAGCACGAUCCAGGCUGGGACGCAGAUGACCUGGACGAACUCCUGGGUGCCAUCCCUGAGGACUCCUACAGUCUGUGACGUGCACUCACCACACACUUUAUUCAACUCAAUGCUUCCUCUUUUCUCUUUGAUAUCAUGUUAAAAACUCCAGAGAUACGUGCCCUUUUUGUUGAAAAACUGCAUUGAUGACAGCAUAAAAAACAUAACCUCAUAA